AUGUCUUAUCAACAGCAGCAGUGCAAGCAGCCCUGCCAGCCACCUCCUGUGUGCCCACCCCCAAAGUAUCCUGAGCCAUGCCCAUCCCCAAAGUGUCCUGAGCCAUGCCCAUGCCCAAAGUAUCCUGAGCCAUGUCCACCCCCAAAGUGCCCUGAGCCAUGUCCACCUCAGCCAAGCCAGCAGAAAUGCCCUCCUGUGCCACCUCCUCAACCCUGCCAGCAGAAGUGUCCACCCAAGAGCAAGUAA
Molecule: messenger RNA, 246 nt
Organism: Galeopterus variegatus (Sunda flying lemur)
Lineage: Eukaryota; Metazoa; Chordata; Mammalia; Dermoptera; Cynocephalidae
Product: small proline-rich protein 2D-like
Exons: 1
Coding region: 1-246 (81 amino acids)
Cellular component (GO): cornified envelope
Source: RefSeq, a predicted model, not a curated record